Dovyalis caffra is the source of this 405-nucleotide messenger RNA. Lineage: Eukaryota; Viridiplantae; Streptophyta; Magnoliopsida; Malpighiales; Salicaceae. The record is from the annotation of a GenBank genome assembly.
AUGGCAGACAAGGCUGUGACUAUUAGAACAAGAAAGUUUAUGACAAACAGGCUUCUUUCAAGGAAGCAAUUUGUCAUUGAUGUUUUGCAUCCCGGGAGAGCUAAUGUUUCUAAGGCCGAAUUGAAGGAGAAGUUGGCAAGUUUAUAUGAAGUGAAAGACCCGAAUUCGAUUUUUGUGUUCAAGUUCCGUACUCAUUUUGGAGGUGGGAAAUCAACUGGGUUUGGGCUGAUUUAUGACUCUGUUGAUAGCGCCAAGAAGUACGAGCCAAAGUACAGGCUCAUCAGGAAUGGUCUAGCCACCAAGGUGGAAAAAUCAAGGAAACAGCUAAAGGAAAGGAAGAACAGGGCCAAGAAAGUUCGUGGUGUAAAGAAGACUAAGGCUGGAGAUGCUGCAAAGAAGAAAUGA